Messenger RNA from Miscanthus lutarioriparius, 639 nucleotides. The record is from the annotation of a GenBank genome assembly. Lineage: Eukaryota; Viridiplantae; Streptophyta; Magnoliopsida; Poales; Poaceae.
AUGCUCCGGAGAGCGCCGUCGGUCGGCGCAACCGGGUACCGGUGGUGGGCCGGCGGGGAGGCCGGCGCGUGCACCGAGAGCCUCGGCUCCGAGAGCGGCGACGGCGGCUGCGACGCCGCCGAGAUCGACCAGUUCUUCCUGCCUGUUUCUCCGGUUCCGGCUGGUGGCCCGGACGACGCCGACGCCGACGCCGAUGCCGCACUGAGUGGGGUGGACGAGGCGCGAGCAGAGCCCUGUCUUCCGGCGCCGGAGAAGAGGCGGCGCGGGGGCUUCCCCCCGGCGAUGCCGCGCGCGUCGGGGGCGCUGUUCCUGCGAGCGGAGCGCCGCGGGGGGCGGCUCAUCCUGACCGAGGUGCGCGCCGACGAGCAUGAGCGCCGCGUCGUGUUCCGCGCCGAGCGCGACGGCGGACGCCUCCGCCUGCGCUUCGCCAACGAUGACGACGCCGCCGCCGCCCCGGAACGCGGCGGCGAGCCCGAGGCGGGUGGUGGUGGUAGCGCCGCCGGCGGCGCCGGCGCCAGUGGGGUGGUUGAUGCGGUUGCUGUACAGCACGGCGGCGGAGGAGCGGGAGAGCUCUGCCAGCUGGCCGCCGUCCGGAGAGGCGGCGUGGAGGUUGGCGCGGUCAUGAUGGGGACAAUCUGA